AUGGAUAGAUUAGCUCAUGAUCAAGAACAAAUGGGAUAUUUUUUGCUGUCCAGAGAUGGUUCAUUACUUUCUGUACAAGAUGGAGUAUUUCGUACAAACUGUAUUGACUGUUUAGAUCGAACCAAUGUUGUCCAAAGUAUGUUAGCUAAACGAGCACUUGUAGAUGCUUUAAAUAAACUUAGUAUUCUUAGAAGAAUUGAAGAGCAUCCGUCUUUUGAAACAUUAUUCAAAGAGGUUUGGGCUGACAAUGCUGAUAUUAUAAGUACCCAGUAUUCAGGUACGGGUGCAUUAAAAACUGAUUUUACUCGUACGGGUAAACGAACUAGAAUGGGAGCGUUGAGAGAUGGUAUAAACAGUUUAACUAGAUACUACAAAAAUAAUUUUGCCGAUGGCUUUCGUCAGGAUUCAUUAAAUCUAUUUUUGGGUCGCUAUGUUAUACAAGAUGGCGAAUGUAUGCAGCUGAAAUGUCCAUUAGAUUAUGAACGAAACUGGCGAUAUGCAACAUUCCCAUUAGUACUUUUAGUUGCAUCUUCAAUGUUAAUUGCCCAUGUGAUACUUCCUUCAACAUAUUCAACUGAAGUUCUAUUAUAUAUGCUAUUUUGGGGUGCAAUGGUUGCUGGUACAUUCGCCACUAUCAUUCAUCAUGGUCGACAAUAUGUCGAUAAACCGAAAUUAUUGUAG
Cotesia congregata is the source of this 681-nucleotide messenger RNA. Lineage: Eukaryota; Metazoa; Arthropoda; Insecta; Hymenoptera; Braconidae. The record is from the annotation of a GenBank genome assembly.